UUGAACUUGGGCGCCACCGGCAGAGGCAUCGAGCGAAGCCUCAGCGCUAUCAUAUAAAAAGCCGGCAAAUGUUUCAGUUCGAUAUCAGUAAGCCUUCUCAAGUCUUUCAAUUAACAACAUGAAGUUCAUUAUCGCUUUCGCCUGCCUGUUGGCCGUCGCCGUUGCCAACGAAGAUGCCAAUGUCCUCCGCAGCCAACAGGAAGUGAACGUGAACGACUUCCGUUAUGCUCUGGAGCUGGACAACUCUGUGAAAGUGGAGCAGGUGGGUAGACUUAACAAUGAAGAGUGGGUUGUCAGUGGAAAACAGGGGUGGACCUCUCCCGAAGGCCAGGCCGUAGGCCUCGAAUACGUCGCCGAUGGCAACGGUUACCGGGUGGUGUCCGCCAACCCCGCUCUGCCCACCUCGCCCCCAAUCCCAGAGGCCAUCCUGCGCUCCCUGGAGUAUAUCGCCGCCCACCCUUCCAAGGAAUAAAUAUUAUAAAUAAUUGUGUUAAAAAUAAAUGUGUUGAAAAUUA
Messenger RNA from Drosophila biarmipes, 515 nucleotides. It is a transcript of the gene Cpr47Eg, whose product is annotated as cuticular protein 47Eg. Gene Ontology annotation, cellular component: chitin-based extracellular matrix. The transcript is spliced from 2 exons. Lineage: Eukaryota; Metazoa; Arthropoda; Insecta; Diptera; Drosophilidae. Bases 119 to 472 code for a protein of 117 amino acids. Gene Ontology annotation, molecular function: structural constituent of chitin-based larval cuticle. The record is from RefSeq and is a predicted model, not a curated record.